This is a messenger RNA of Solea solea (common sole), 668 nucleotides long. Its product is annotated as zona pellucida sperm-binding protein 3-like. NCBI's taxonomy places the organism in Eukaryota, Metazoa, Chordata, Actinopteri, Pleuronectiformes, Soleidae. The record is from RefSeq and is a predicted model, not a curated record. Gene Ontology annotation, biological process: egg coat formation; binding of sperm to zona pellucida; positive regulation of acrosome reaction. Gene Ontology annotation, molecular function: acrosin binding. The transcript has 2 exons. Gene Ontology annotation, cellular component: extracellular matrix. Bases 1 to 609 code for a protein of 202 amino acids.
AUGUUGGGCCCCAGUGUGAUUAUUGUGUUUCUACUCGCAUGUGGGAGUUUUAGCGACGCGUUCUCCCUCAGUAGGAGAGUGCCAACCUACAAGAGAACUGAGGCCCAAAGAUAUGCGACAGCACCACCAGAGAGGAAGCUCCCCAGGUCGUCUGCUCAACAAUACAACGGCCUCCAGGUGGAGCAGAGCCACGUGACGGACAGUGCUCUCGCCUGGAGGUUUCCGGACGCUCCCGUGGAUCCAGUGAUGAGGCCUCCUGUUGAGUUUGAAGUGCAGAGGCCGGUGACGACUGACCGCAUUGCUGUGAGGUGUGGGGAGAGCAGGAUCCAGGUGGAACUGUAUCAGGACCUGCUGGGCCUCAACAAGCUGAUCCAACCGGAGGAAAUCAACCUUGGUGGUUGUCCACCCACUGAAAUUGAUGACUUGUCUCAUGUGCUCGUCUUUGAGUCGGAGCUGCAUGGCUGUGGCAGCACACUUAUGAUGACGGAGGACAGCUUCAUUUAUGCCUUCACACUUGUCUACAACCCAAAAGUGUGGGACAAAAGUGGCAUCACAAGGAGUCAGAGGGCCGUCAUUGGAGUGGAGUGCCAUUACCCGAGGAGGAUUUGAAAUCUCUCGUUGGCUAGAUGAGACUUCGGUUUACUGUUUUAUAGCAAAAAAAAACAUCA